AUGCACGCGCGGAGUUGCAAAAAGUGUGAGGACCAAGAGCUAAGUAUUCAAAGCAUCAAAUUUGUUGGUGGGGCGCAAUGCAACUUGUCCGGCAGACAACCUCCGAGACUGGGCUUGCUAGAACUAGGCUCGGUGCACUGUUUCGUCGCCCUGCCUCGAAUGUUUGCACAAUGGUGUCGGUUCUUGCUGCUGCCCACGGUCGUUCAGAGCUCUGUUACUGUCCUGACGGGCGAUGGUGGGUUCUGCGAAGACGGGAGAUGCAUCAACUGCAACUUCUGCGACGGGGACUGCUUUGAUGCUUGCAGCUGCAACUCAGAGCUGAACACCUGCUGUUGCCUCGCUCCACCGGGGCACUUCUCACGUGGCUACGAGAAGAUCUCGUGUCCUGGCGGCACCUACCAAGACCUAGCUGGACAGCGUAGCUGCAAGCCGUGUAGCACCGAUGCUUCAGUCCUGUUCAACGUGGACAUGAGAGGUGCCGUCGACUUGGUGGACUGCGAGGAGGCGAAGUGCUCCAACGAGAACGUUUGUGGUGCCAACUUGACUGACUGCUCGGCCACAUGCGUAUCGUCGAUUUUCGUCGAGACAGCGAUGUAUGCUCAUCCGACGAACACCACUUUCUGUUCCGGGUUGGAGCAGCCCAUCGCAGAGCGAGGCUGCUCUUGGCAAAGCACAACAAGCGCAGCACCAGUCUUGCGCGGGAGUGUACAGGUGCUCCUUUCUCUCAUCAUGCUGUGCACGAUGAAAGAGCUUUAG
This is a messenger RNA of Symbiodinium sp. CCMP2592, 756 nucleotides long. NCBI's taxonomy places the organism in Eukaryota, Dinophyceae, Suessiales, Symbiodiniaceae. The record is from the annotation of a GenBank genome assembly.